AUGACAGCCGGGACAGUGGUCAUCACAGGCGGUAUUUUAGCUACAGUUAUCUUACUGUGCAUCAUCGCAGUACUGUGUUACUGUAGACUGCAGUAUUAUUGCUGUAAGAAGGAGGAGUUGGAGUCGGAGGAGGAGGAGCCCGACUUUGCAGUGACGUCCCGCCUCCCACCAGUCCACUCCAACCAUAACAUCGUGGCGGCGUCGGCCGCCGCCUCCACCCCUAACGGCCCCGCCCUCUUCACACCGCCUUUAGCGCGGAAACUAACGCGCUCGCAGACAUUCUGCCCAUCGUGCACACACCAUGACGUGCCCUUCUACCUGCAGCAUCCGGAUGGCCUGCGGAACGGCGGCGACCGCAUCAGCUACCGUAGCAUCCAACAGCAUGACCUGGAACUGCCCUUAGAAAUGCCCAGCUACCACAAACUGAACCUGACCCGGUCAGUCACCAUGAGGGACAUGUUCAACCGCAGCUGCAGCAUCAGCACUGACGUCUAG
Molecule: messenger RNA, 495 nt
Organism: Salvelinus namaycush (lake trout)
Lineage: Eukaryota; Metazoa; Chordata; Actinopteri; Salmoniformes; Salmonidae
Product: protein FAM163B-like
Exons: 2
Coding region: 1-495 (164 amino acids)
Source: RefSeq, a predicted model, not a curated record